UUCUCUCCAUCCCAGACUCAGCUAGCUCCAGAUUAGUCUAUAAAUAGCAUAGCGGCAUCAGUUGGUUUGGAAGAGCAACCAACAUAUUUCUUGGCAAACCAAGUAAGAUCUAGAGUCGGUCACAGUGUCUCUCAGCAGAAAUGGCUAUUGGGUUAAUCAACAAUACUAUCCUGAAAGCUUCUCCUGUAUCAGAUAUAGAUUGCCCCGCCUCCAACACUCUGGUACCUCUUACCAUCUUUGACAAAGCCGCCUUCGAUCUCCAUGUCGCCGUCCUGUACGCCUUCCGGCCACCCAUGCCUUCUAAUGAAGUCAUGAAAGAUGGCCUCGCCAAAGCCCUCGUUCACUAUCCCCACCUGGCCGGUAGGUUCACCACCGACGAGCACGGCCGCCCUUGUAUCAUUCUAAACAACGCCGGCGUCCGGGUUAUUGAGACUUACGUGCCAACCGCCCUGGCUGAGCAGCUCCCCUUUACCCCUUCUUCUGAGAUGAGCCACCUCCUCCCACCCCUAGAAGGUGUCGAACCGUUGCUCCAAAUUCAACUCAACCGCUAUGCCUGUGGUGGCCUAGUGAUAGGCCAAACUGCCCACCACCAUGUCUGCGAUGGUCAGUCCAUGAGCUCCUUCUUCAUCUCAUGGGCUAAGUUGGUGCGUGGACUCAACCUCGAAUCACUUCCUUAUCACGACCGAGCUGCUGUUUCCGUCCCAAGAAACCCACCCAGAACUGAAUUCGACCACCGUUCUAUCGAAUUCAGAAAGAGCGCGGCCUCAAACAACAACGAGUUCCUAUCCUCUAUCGUGAACUUGACCCUUCAUCUGUCGCCCGGUUUCAUAACCAAGCUCAAACAAAAAGUGAGCCAGGGAAACCAACGAUACAGCACUUUCGAGUGCCUUCUCUCUCACAUGUGGAAGAAGAUUACACAGGCUCGAGGCCUCCCACCGGAAGAGCUCAGCCAAGUGAGGGUGGCGGUGAAUGGCCGAGCUCGGAUGAAGCCACAGGUGCCGAUGGAGUACUUCGGCAACUUGGUGCUCUGGGCGUACCCAAAGCUGAAGGCAAAGGAGUUAUUAAACGAGAGCCAUGCAUACAUCGCCAAAGCAAUCCACGAUGCAGUGGCUCGGGUGGAUAAUCAGUAUUUCCAGUCAUUUAUCGAUUUCGGAGAGCUAUCGAAGGGAGAAGAAGAAGAAAAAGAGUUGGUCGCGACGGCGCCUGAAGUCGGGAACGCGCUGUGUCCCAACUUGGAGGUGGAUAGCUGGUUGAGGUUCCAGUUUCAUGAUCUGGACUUCGGUGGCGGAGGACCUUGUGCUUUCAUCCCUCCAGACUUGCCAGUUGAAGGCUUACUAAUCUUCGUUCCUUCCUGCAAGGAGAAAGGUGGGGUUGAUGUCUUCCUUGCUCUUUUACACCACCAUGUCCAAUACUUCAAAGAAAUCUGCUACUCUUUGGAUUGAAGCUAAGCUGCAGCAAAGGAUCGAGGAACUCUACCUUUAAGCCAAGAUGUCUUAAGUUUUUUUCUUUUUCUUUUAACUUCCUCUUUUCUUCUUUUGAGUGUAAGAUAUAUGAAUUAUUAUUUAUUUCUUCAUGCGUUAUAGUCUAUGUACUCGAUCA
Messenger RNA from Nelumbo nucifera (sacred lotus), 1599 nucleotides. RefSeq names its product tryptamine hydroxycinnamoyltransferase 1-like. Lineage: Eukaryota; Viridiplantae; Streptophyta; Magnoliopsida; Proteales; Nelumbonaceae. Gene Ontology annotation, molecular function: acyltransferase activity, transferring groups other than amino-acyl groups. The record is from RefSeq and is a predicted model, not a curated record.